AUGUAAUUUUACUGCAAAAUAAAAAAUAAUUUUAUUGUAAUAAUUUUCAGUCUUUCAAAACUGAAUGUUACAUGGGACUUACUGGAGGUCUACUGCACAUGUGAUUGUUGUGCACAGAAAUCUUAUUAAAUGUCCACUAGUAACAGACAGAUAUUCUAUGUAGAAUUAGUCAUAAUUUUUCUUACUGGAAUUGGUGGAACAUUGGCUUUGAUAAGUGUUUGCCUGAGAAGUUCGUGGAUAUCUAUUAAACUGUUUAAAAAACUUCACCGUUAUUCUCAUUUUGAUAAUUUGAUUAUUAGCCUGCUUAGCUCCGUUGCUGUUUGGGCUGAUUUUCUUCGUCAUCUCCCUAACGAAAGUGUCUAUCCUUUGAAGAAGAAAUUCACAAAAUAUUUGCUUAACAAACAAAGACAACAACUCAAAGAUGACAAACCAGUAGUAGUAGCAGAUCCCAGUGAUGAGAACAUCAAACACUUUCAUUCACCAGUGAAAUGGAUUAAAUUUGUCGAAACUAUUCACAGAGAUUCACAUUCGCAUCAGAGUGCAAGUGAUCUGUUCGGCUGGGCGUAUUGGAUAUGUGUGGUGUCAGCGGUGUUUUUAUUUCUGGGUAAUUUGAUUUAUUUAAUGAGGAAGGAUUGUGAACGACAACAAGCAACAGAAGCAGUUUGAUUUUGAACAGCAUUUCAACUAGGAGAGAUUGAUUCCAACUGAAGUUCAGAAAACAAUAACUUAUGCAAUAACUCAAAACACAAACAUUCACAGGACG
Molecule: messenger RNA, 763 nt
Organism: Trichobilharzia szidati
Lineage: Eukaryota; Metazoa; Platyhelminthes; Trematoda; Strigeidida; Schistosomatidae
Source: the annotation of a GenBank genome assembly